AUGAUGUUCACUACUCAGCAAAUCUUGGGAGGACCAAAGUACUCUCACAAGACAAGAAUUGGAAACUGGCAAGAAGAUAUGGAGCUUGAGGAGAUCAAGAGAAUAGACUAUGACCAAAAGAAAAACAACUAACAGUUAAAUUUCAACAAGACUUUGUCAACUGCAUAACAGUAAAUCAAGAAAGUUCCCUGGUCAUACUCAGGAGAUGGUCUUCUCAGAUACGGGUUUUCAGUUCUUGUCACAAAUAAGAAGACUCAAGGCUAUCUCGUUGCAGAUAUUGGAAAUAAAACUGCUAAUUUGGAAGAGUCAUAUACAGCCACUACUACAGCCAAUCAUCCAGGUCCAGUUACAAGAUCAAUUUUUGUGAUUAAAAAGGCAGAGAAGGUUGAUAUCUUCGGAAAUGAUGAUAUUGUGAGAUAUGGACAGAAGGUCAAGAUUGAGGUUAAUCCAUAUUUAUUCAGGAAGACUCUCUACCUGAACAGUCAACCUCUUGGUCCAAGCACUUAAUCCCCAGUUACUAGAAAUUAAGAGGCUAGUUUCUCUCCAACUGAAUCAUACAGUGGCACUUGGGUGAUUGACUACCUUGACCCUAACUUCAGAUUUGAGAAGCAAGGAGAGCCAGUCGAAGCUAAUACUCCAAUCUUGAUCAGACACUGCUCUACUUCUCAUUAUCUUGCAGCUGAUCUAAAUAAAUUGAAGAAUGACUUUGGAACUGAGUUUGAGGUCUGUGUGAAUAGUUUCGCCACUAAAAACCGUUCUUAAAAUCUUGCACUUGAAAAAGAGGGUAAAAUUACUGGAGAUAUCCCCUCUAAAUUCUAAGAGGAUCAAAACGUUUUCUACUUUGUGACAGCACCAUCCCCUGCUUACUCAGUGCCAAUAGAAGAACUAAAUAAAUUCACUAUUGAGGAUUUAAUUAGAGAAAUAAAGUAAAAAAUUGUUGAAAGAAGUGCCAAUGGCAUCAGGGGUAUUGCUAGAAUAUUCAAGGCUAUGGACGAAAAUGGAAGCAAAACCUUAGAUGUUGAUGAUUUCAGAUGGGGUCUUAAGGAUUACGGUAUUACAAUUUCAAAAGAAGAAGCAUAAUAAGUCAUGGAGCAUUUCGAUAGAGAUGGAAACGGCUAAGUUGACUUCAAUGAAUUCCUAAGAGCAAUGAAGGGAGACCUGAAUACAUUCAGAAAGAGAUAUAUCAAGAUGGCUUACGAUAAGCUAGAUAUCAAUAAAGAUGGUCUCGUUAAGUUGGACGAUAUCUCCAAGAUCUAUGAUGCAUCCAGACAUCCAGAUGUUCUCUAAGGCAAAAAGACCCCAGAUCAAGUAUUUGUAGAGUUUAUGAAACUUUGGGACACCUAAGAAAAAGAUGGCAUUGUGACAUUUGAUGAAUUCUGUGACUACUAUAGUGAUGUUAGCGCUUCAAUCGACUCUGAUGACUACUUUGCUGAAAUGAUGAUUAGUGCCUGGAAACUUAAAUGA
Molecule: messenger RNA, 1464 nt
Organism: Stylonychia lemnae
Lineage: Eukaryota; Ciliophora; Spirotrichea; Sporadotrichida; Oxytrichidae
Source: the annotation of a GenBank genome assembly